GUGUCUGCGCGGGCAGCGGCAGCCCGGUCUCCUCUCCUUCCUUUCCAGCCUGUUCUCCAGGUACGCGCACUCCCGGCCGCGACUGCCAGAAGAGACUCUCCUUUGCCCCCGCCCGAAGGGCAGAACUUGGGGUCCCCCGAAACAUGGCUGCGACCCUCGACCUCUCUCGCCCCCCUUCCCGGAUCCUGCUGCUUCUGCCCCUCUCCUUGGUCUUCUGGCUUCCAAGGGGCAGCUGCACGCCCAGCUCAGCCCCGGAUCCCCUGCCGGAAUCCGCCUUGCAGAAGCCCACCGUCUUCCUCGCCGUCCUCGCCAGGAACGCUGCUCACUCCCUGCCCCACUUCCUCGGCUGCGUGGAGAGGCUGCGGUACCCCAAGGACAGGAUCGCCAUAUGGGUAGCCACUGACCACAAUAUUGACAACACAACAGAAAUCCUGAGGGAGUGGCUGAAGAAUGUACAAAAACUGUAUCACUAUGUGGAGUGGAGGCCCAUGGGGGACCCUCAGUCUUACGCGGAGGAAAUUGGGCCCAAACACUGGCCAAACUCCAGGUUUACCCAUGUGAUGAAACUGAGGCAGACUGCUCUGAGAACUGCCAAGGAAAAGUGGUCUGACUACAUCAUGUUCAUAGAUGCUGAUAAUUUUCUGACAAACCCAGAAGUUCUGAAUCUCAUGAUAGCCGAAAAUAAGACCAUUGUGGCACCAAUGCUUGAAUCUCGUGCUCUCUACUCUAACUUCUGGUGUGGAAUGACACCUCAGGGCUACUACAAGAGAACACCAGAUUAUGCCCUGAUCAGAGAGUGGAAGAGGACUGGUUGCUUUGCGGUCCCAAUGGUUCACUCCACAUUCCUGAUUGACCUGAGAAAAGAGGCAUCAGAUAAACUGGUGUUUUACCCCCCACAUGAGGACUAUACCUGGACCUUUGAUGACAUCAUUGUCUUUGCCUUCUCAAGUCGACAAGCAGGCAUUCAGAUGUACAUCUGCAACAGAGAACACUAUGGCUUCCUGCCUGUGCCCUUGAAACCUCACCAGACACUGGAGGAAGAGGCUGACAAUGUUGUUCAUGUUCUGACUGAGGCAAUGAUUGACCGUCCUCCAGUUGAGCCUUCAGAGCAGGUCACAGUUCCUCCAAAGCACCCAGACAAGAUGGGAUUUGAUGAGAUUUUUAUGAUCAACCUCAAGCGCCGGAAAGACAGGCGAGACAGAAUGCUGCGAACUUUGUACGAGCAGGAAAUUGCAGUCAAACUAGUGGAAGCUGUGGAUGGAAAAGCAUUGAAUGCAACUCAGCUGAAAGCUCUCAACAUAGACAUGCUUCCUGGCUACCAGGAUCCUUACUCCUCAAGGGUGCUGACUAGAGGAGAGAUUGGCUGUUUUCUUAGCCACUACUAUAUCUGGAAGGAGGUGCAAGACAAGGAGCUGGAUAAAAUCCUGGUCAUUGAAGAUGACGUGCGCUUUGAGCACCAGUUCAAGAAGAAGCUCACAAAGUUAAUGGAUGAUAUUGAAAGAGCCCAGCUUGACUGGGAGCUCAUAUACAUUGGCCGGAAACGGAUGCAGGUGGAGCGUCCAGAAAAGGCUGUUCCCAAUGUCAUGAACCUCGUGGAAGCUGAUUACUCUUACUGGACACUGGGCUAUGCCAUCUCCUUGCAAGGAGCUCGGAAGCUGAUAGGAGCCGAACCUUUCAGCAAGAUGUUGCCUGUAGAUGAAUUCCUGCCAAUCAUGUACAACAAGCACCCAGUUGCCAAGUACAUGGAAUACUAUGAACCUAGAGACUUGAAAGCCUUCUCUGCUGAGCCUCUGCUGGUCUAUCCAACACACUACACUGGGCAGCCAGGAUACCUUAGCGACACAGAGACAUCCACAAUCUGGGACAAUGAGACCGUAGCCACUGACUGGGACAGAACACUCUCUCGGAAAUCCCGGCAGCAGGGCCAGAUCCGCACAGAUGCCCAGAACAAAGAUGCUCUUCCACCUCAGCCCUCUCUGGAGGCAGCAUCAGCAAGGGAUGAGCUAUGACUGUUCACUUGGCCAAGGAACCCCUGACAACAUUGGCAACAGCUGGACUUGCCUCAUGCGCCAUCUUUUGACCUAGAACCUUUCAGAGAUAUUAACAUUCUGUCUAAACUGGCAGAUGCCGUCAUUUUGAGCUGACUGGUUUUAACUGAACAAGAGUCUCUUGUUUUAUAGGAGGAGUGGCUGAGCCUGACUGAGUCUUCUGAGAAAUACUGUAUUGACAGUAGGCCAUUUUUUCCAUGUAGGGGUUUGUACCAUGGGACCCUCAGUUGAGCUUCUGGAGGACUCUAGAGGGCAGCAAGUUUACACUCUGAAAGGACAAAGCUUUCAUAAACAAUGUCUUUCUACACUUUGUGUAGAAUUACUGUAUUUAUAAAGAUUAAUAUAUACAGAGGACUGGGAGAGGUUUACAGGCCCUUCCAUGUUAAUUAUUGGAUUGCUGCUGGGCUUUGUCAACCAUGUUCUCUGAGAGAAAUAGUGUAGGGAGGGGGAGACUGUCAAAGAGUUACUGCCAAAAAUUAUCCCGUGUCUUUAUCUAUCUGAAUUCCAAGUGGAUCUUUAUUUUGUCUAUUGUGAGUCCCCAAAGGUGCAAAUAACUUGUAUUUAUUUAUAGAUACAAAGACUGGUGGUGGGAGUUAUGAAGAAUUUCUACAGCAACUUCCAACCUGCAGAAUUAUUUGUAGUCAGGGGCGUAGGAAGAUAGGGGUGGUGCGGGUGGGUCGCCCCGAGCGGCGCGAUCCCAGGGGCGCCAUCACGGCUGCCCACCGCGCCCCCAAAACAUGCGCCCUGCCCCAAAACGUAUGCAAGGUGGCAUCACGCUUGUGGGUGGUGUGAUGCCCCUCAAUAGCCUGCCCCUUGCCUCCGUCCAGGGAGAGCGCAGCAGGGAGAGCGUGCGUUGGCUGAGCAAGCCCCUGCAGCGCCUAGCGAGGUUUUUGCCGGGUGGCUGCCCUUCACAAAUUACAGCAGUUGUCUCUGGCCUCCCAAACAUUGCAACCCCCGGCCUUGGGCACAGAUACCUUUUUAAAAACUGAAAUAUCGUCUGGAAUAAUUGUCAAGCGGUUGGUCAUCAGAACAGAACCCUGCUUCUCCCAUUUUAUAUAGAUAGAAGGGCGAAUGGUGACUGUAAAUUGAGAUGACUAUAACAAAAUGUCUUGUGUUUUUUUGAGCGUGAGCAGUCUUAAACAUCUCUUGACUGCUAAUUCAUUUUUAAAAUAGACAGACAUUAUUUGUUUCAAAGACCCCACAUGAGGGCUCCCUUUCAACAUUGUACCAAAGAGAAAUCUCUGGUUGUAUCAAGCUUGCUGAUCUCUGUUUUUUAAGAUAACUUAAACUGUUUGCGUACUGAAUUCUUGUCUUUGUCACCCCCAUCAUGAAAAUCACGCUUCUCCAUUUUGGGAUGAGCUGUGAUACCCUCCCUGCUGGACAGUGUUUCAACACACUAACACCACAUCUUUAUAAAUGCACCCGAAGUCAAGCGGUCAUUUAAUCUUGUAAUGUAGACUUCAGAGUUUGAAGGGAAAAUCAUUACUGAAACAAAACUUUUUAAAUAAAAAACUAAGGGAAGAAACUCUAUCUGCUUAACCUGCUGUAGAUGCUGUACACAGGAAUUGUUGUUCUUAAAUGGAAUAACUGUAGUAUCCUAUUACACUCUUUCCUAAAGGGGAUAAUGUUGCUGCUUAUCAGCUGGUCUGAUAAUAUAUAGCAAGUCAACUCGUCUGUUGUCAUGGUCUUUUAUUUGUGACUUUAAAUACUGGCAGUAUGGUGUGAUGCGAUCCGAUUGGCCACUCCCAAGUCCAGCUGGAGUUUGUCAUCUCUGCUUUGAAAGAUUAAUGGCACCUGGUAAAGCUCCUUUGGUCUUGAAAUGGCUUGGAGGGGGCCAGAAUCUUGUUGCAGAAGCCAGCUGGAUAUUUCUCACUCAGAACUCCAAGCCUGUAUACCUGGAUAUCUCUGACGAUGUCCCAUCCAGGCACUGAGCCUAAGAUGUGCUUAAGAUUCAGCAAGGUUGCUUUGAUACGUGUGUCUUGGUGUGGCAGGGCUGCUGCAGUUGGCCACUUGACUUAGAGUUCUUCCUGGGAGAAAAGAUUAUACUGCAAUGAUACAGGUAAGUCUGGUGUGCCCCUGCCAUACCUUUCUCUGUGGUGAAAGGAAGGGGGUGCUAAUUGAUAUCGGAGCCCCAGGGGCUUUGAUCCUUUCAUUACCUCAGCAGUGAAUCUGCUGUUCCUGUGCAAUCUCAUCUCACGAUUCUCACCAUGGAUGCAUGCACUUCCUGUUGGUUUGGAACUGAAUUACAGUGGUACCUCUAAUGUGUUCCGAACGCACAUUCGUAAGUCGAAAAAAAUUGUAAGUCGAAUCCCAUAGGAACGCAAUGGGAGAAAAAAUUCGUAAGUAGAAGCAACCGUAUCUAAAAAUUCAUAAGUAGAAAAAAUCCUAUCUAAACCGCAUCCAAGAUGGCGGACGGAGCUCCAUUCGUAAGUAGAAACAUUCAUAAGUCGAGGUACCACUGUACU
Messenger RNA from Zootoca vivipara (common lizard), 4513 nucleotides. RefSeq names its product collagen beta(1-O)galactosyltransferase 2 (gene COLGALT2). The record is from RefSeq and is a predicted model, not a curated record. NCBI's taxonomy places the organism in Eukaryota, Metazoa, Chordata, Lepidosauria, Squamata, Lacertidae. Gene Ontology annotation, molecular function: procollagen galactosyltransferase activity.